This is a messenger RNA of Seminavis robusta, 618 nucleotides long. NCBI's taxonomy places the organism in Eukaryota, Bacillariophyta, Bacillariophyceae, Naviculales, Naviculaceae. The record is from the annotation of a GenBank genome assembly.
AUGUUUAGGGUGGAGUGUCGACCUCACAGCAAGCCACUUUUACGAAUUCGCCCUUUGGUCUCCCAGCUGAAAACCCGUCGCUCUUGUCGCUGCUGCUGCUGCAGGUUGUCCCUUGACGUGAAGACUCCGAUUGAUUUCUUGCCUGGAGGUCGCAAAGUGCCUUCACCCCAGCCGUUGUCGUCUUUUCCUCGAAGAACACCAAGCACCGCAUCAAAAAUGGAUGACAAAAAUACACCCAGCAUGUCUGCGACAAAGAUCUUGGAAGAAAUGGUAUUGACAAAUGGGUGGAUGUCUGAAGACGAAGCGCAGAAGGCGACAAGUGAAGAUUUGGCGAAGUGUGUGAAGAGUGGGAUCGAGCGGCUCCAGGAGGAAGAACAGAAGCGAAGUGACGAAUUCAUGCGUGCAAACUAUGAUCGAUUCAAUGCUCUUGCCAAUGCACGUUUCGCGAAGAAGCUUUCAGUUCAUUUUUACGAAGAAGUCUGUGCGACAGCAUCAAAUCCGGAGAGAAUCCUGCCCCCUCCAGGUAUCGAUUGCACGAGCAACGCACGGGCUGGUAAUUCCGUGCCAUGGACCCCACCAGCCGAAUGGAAGCAUCUUUUCGAAAACCUCAAGCCUUAG